Molecule: messenger RNA, 1688 nt
Organism: Drosophila takahashii
Lineage: Eukaryota; Metazoa; Arthropoda; Insecta; Diptera; Drosophilidae
Molecular function (GO): DNA binding
Source: RefSeq, a predicted model, not a curated record
CCGUUUUUUCGAGUGGCCAUUGGCCAAGCGGAGCUGCAAGAUUUUAUCGCAAGUAAAAUUUUUAUUUCCCCUUAAUUACAUUCGAAAGGUGGCAAAGCGAACUCGUUUUUGCUGGCCAAGCUAAAUAAUAUUCUAUUGAGCCGCUCACACAUUCGUCCAGUUUGCUGUGAGCGCGGUGGGUGGAGAAAAACGCUGUGAAAGUCAACAAACCGCCCGCGGAGCCCUCGGCAUUUGUUGACAAACCACUAAAAAUUUUUCGCAACCAGUUAAUGAUGAAGUCGGAUAACUUCCGCCUCAUAGCCGAGGUGGCCAAGCGGCGGUGUCUGUGGGACACCAACAUGGCCAUGGCCUACCGCAACCAGGAGGCAGCCGCCCACUGGGCGAGUGUGGCGGAAAUAAUGCAGCAGGAUGUUGCCCGCUGCAAGAAGCGCUUCAAGGGAUUGCGGGACAGCUACCGGGCGGAGGUGCGCAAGAUCCAGCAGAAGCGCAUCCAAAUGUCCCACUGGACGUACUUCCGAUCGCUGGAGUUCAUGCGCCACCUCUUCGAUCCCGAGCGUCUGGUGCCCUUUCCGCCGGAGGCCUUUGAUUUGGAUGCCGAACAGCCGGAGGAUUGCGAUUCCACACGCCUGUUGGACUUUACCAUCGAUGUGGAUUUGGAUAAUGAUGACUCCGUGGACUUUGAGAUCAUCGGCGACAUAUUCAAGCGGGAAUCCUCGUUGCCGCAGGAUUCGGGCUCAGAUGGUGGGUCGCUGAUCAAACCCUUGGGCCCUGCCUAUCGAUCCGACCAGGAUCUCUCGCCCGGAUUGCAUUCGCCCAUUCGCUUGCCGCAAAAUAACACAAGCCAAUUCCUGCCACGACCACCGCCGCCCACGAAGAGGUAUCGUCGCCGGAAGACCUCGUCCUCGUACGAUGGCCCCAUUUCGAAUGGCCAUGCCAACAAGGCUGCGCCAAAUUCAGCCGCUGAAGCCGAAGUCCCCAAGAACGAUUCGGAUUACAGCUUUAUGCUUAGCAUGGUGCCGCAUUUGAAGUCGCUUUCAGACAUCAGCAAUCUGAAGUUUCGCAUGGAGAUGGCACGCGUUUUGGUGGAGCUCCGCAAGGAGGAUCAGCAGAUGCUGCAAGGUACAGCGGUUCCAGAAAGCACAGGCGGAGUAGGUGGAUUGCCGAGACUGACGCCCGCUCCCGAAUCCAGUUUCGCCUCUCAUCUAGAGGGUUCUAUCUAUCUAUCGAAUUCCAGUUACCAAAACGGUAGCCCGCAAUCCCCAUCCUCGUACGAUUACGUGGACAGCUCCAUGAUUGAGUGCGACGUCAAGAUUGAGAACGAACCGCUGCUUUGAGAAUCGUGUUUCCAACUUACUACCUAAUUAGCAACUAUCCAAAUUUAUAUUAUGAUUUUACUUUCACUAGCAAUCGGCCAAAUUUAUAUUAUGAUUUCUUGAUUUUACAUGGAAUAUUCUAAAGAAUUUCCCCUUCAAUUUAUAUCAGGCUUUUGUAUUGUUAUAAUUAUAUUUUAACCAUACUCAGUUUUGAGUAUGAUCUUGGUUUCCCAAGUUUUGUUUAUACUUUAUCAUAUAAAUACAUAAUAUUAGCUCAUUUUUUCACUUGUAUACACUUGCUAUUAAAACACUUCAUUUUGUAUUGGGUAAAAGUUGUAAAUCUAAUAAAAGUGUUCAGAUUUGUAACCUUUUAAA